GUGACGGGUCACGUGGGUAUAAGAAGACGCUGUGUGGGUGAGCCCGGUCCUAAGGUCCUCUGUGCCGCGGAUAAUAGUCAUCCGUCAUGGACUCGCUGCUCGUAUGGACGCUGCUCAUGGGUUCCCUCGCUAUACAGCCCGGGAGCGCCCUCAUCAGGAUCCCAUUGAAGAAAAUGCCCACAAUGCGCCACACGAUGGCUGGUGCUUUCACUGACCUACAGAAGCUUAUUGGAACAAAUGGCAAAUAUUAUGCAGGAUUUCCAUCCAGCAAUGAUCCCACCCCAGAGAAGCUGCUGAACUAUUUAGAUGCUCAGUAUUAUGGUGAGAUUGGCAUCGGGACCCCUCCACAGAACUUCCUGGUCGUGUUUGACACUGGAUCUUCCAACCUCUGGGUGCCAUCAGUACACUGCUCCCUUCUGGACAUCGCCUGCUUGGUGCACCAUAAGUACGACUCUUCCAAAUCCUCAACUUACGUAAAGAAUGGUACAGAAUUCGCCAUUCAGUAUGGCAGCGGGAGCCUGUCUGGAUACAUCAGUCAGGACACUGUGUUGAUUGGAAGCAUUGUAGUAAAAGAUCAGAUGUUUGCAGAAGCUCUAAAACAGCCUGGUAUUGUAUUUGUGGCUGCCAAGUUUGAUGGCAUUUUGGGCAUGGCAUAUCCCCGAAUUUCUGUGGAUGGAGCACCUACUGUUUUUGAUGACAUAAUGGACCAGAAGCUUGUAGAUGAAGACGUGUUCUCCUUCUAUCUGAACAGGAACCCAGAUUCUGAGCCUGGAGGAGAGCUGUUAAUUGGCGGCACUGACCCUACAUACUACACUGGAAACUUCAACUACAUGAAUGUGACUCGUAAGGCAUAUUGGCAGAUCCGUAUGGAACAACUAAGUGUUGGAGAUAAGCUGACUUUAUGUAAAGGGGGCUGUGAGGCUAUUGUGGACACCGGGACAUCACUGCUCACUGGUCCAUCGGAAGAAGUGACAGCACUGCAUAGAGCGAUCGGAGCCAUUCCACUGAUCCAUGGAGAGUACAUGGUGCUGUGUGACAAAAUCCCAUCACUGCCUGUAGUUACAUUCAGAUUUGGAGGAGUGGACUAUAGCCUGACCGGAGAACAGUAUGUGCUGAAGAUGACUCAGUUUGGCCGUACAAUUUGCCUUAGUGGCUUCAUGGGCCUUGACAUUCCUCCUCCAGCCGGACCACUAUGGAUCAUCGGAGAUGUGUUUAUUGGCCAAUAUUACACUGUCUUUGAUCGGAAAAAUGAUCGUGUUGGGUUUGCAAAAGCAAAGUAACUUCAACUACUUUGCUACAGCCCCCCUUUAAAUCCUACAGUGCCCAUGUGUGAUCCCUUCCACAGCCCAACUUGGCUGCCCCUCAGGCUCAUUCACAGCUUUUAAAUGCACAAUCUGUACCUGCAAUAUGCAACACUUUCUGUUAUUCCCUGAACUGGAUAGUCUAGACCAGUGUUUCCCAACCAGGGUGCCUCCAGCUGUUGCAAAACUACAAUUCCCAGCACGCCCGGACAGCCGUUGGCUGUCCGGGCACGCUGGGAGUUGUAGUUUUGCAACAGCUGGAGGCAUCUUGGUUGGGAAACACUGGUCUAGAUAUUCUACCGCUGCUGCACCAGAUAGAGAUGAACAUUGCUGGGGAGAUUUAUCAAAACCUGUCCAGAGGAAAAGCAGAGGUGCCCAUAGCAACCAAUCAGAUCGCUGCAUUCAUUUUUCAGAGGCUGGUUAAAAAAAAAUUAAAGAAGUGAUUGGUUGCUAUGGGCAACUCGGCAACGUUCCUCUGGACAGGUUUUGAUAAAUCUCCCCCGCAGUUCUUAGACGUACACAGUCUUGGCUACAGAUGCAAUGGAAAAUCUCCAAAACCUGCGCUGUAAAACAAGUCCGUUCAGCAUGUGACUGUAGUAUUCCUGUUCCACAUCUAGUAUUCUUCAUGGAUUAUCUAGUGCAGAGUUUCCCAACCAGGGCGCCUCCAGCUGUUGUAAAACUACGACUCCCAGCAUGCGUUGGCUGCCCGGGCAUGCUGGGAGUUGUAGUUUUGGAGGCAUCCUGGUUGGGAAACAUUGAUCUAGUGUAUGUUACUAUUCUUUUAGAUGCGUACAUUUACAGGAUGGAUAAGCAACAGAUUUUACCUGUGAAUUUGCGCAAAAUCCAUAGAAAUUACACUACCAGGUAGGUGGAUUAGAUUUUACAAAUCUCAUCCAUUUGCGGUGUGGGUAUUCAGGGGGGGAAAAAAAUAAUAAAUAAAUAAACAUCUCAUCUUUUGCUACAGACCGGCAAGAGAAAAAUCUGCUGCUUGUAGACAUACAGGAGACACUAUGCUUUAUGGAAAGAACUGGAACGCAUCCGAUCAGAACAAAGCAGGGGUAACCUAACCAAAUGUUCUGUUAAGAGUUAAAGGGGUAUCCAAAGGAUAGGGGAUAAGAUGUCAGAUUGCCGGGGUCCUGCUGCUGGGGACCCCAGGGAUCGCUGCUGCGGCACCCCGCUAUCAUUACUGCGCAGAGCGAGAUCGCUCUGCACGUAAUGAGGGGCAAUACAGGGGCCGGAGCAUCGUUACGUCACGGCUCCGCCCCUCGUGACGUCACGGCCCCGUCAAUACAAGUCUAUGGGAAGGGGGCGUGGCGGUCGUCACGCCCCCUGCCAUACACUUGCAUUAAGGGGACGGGCCGUGAUGUCAUGAGGGGCGGAGCCAUGUCGUCACGCUGCUCCGCCCCUGUAUCGCCCGUCAUUACGCACAGAGCGAACUCGCUCUGUGCAGCAAUGAUGGCGGGGUGCUGCAGCAGCGAUCCCUGGGGUCCCCAGCAGCGGGAUAAGGGAUAAGAUGCCAGGGGCGGAGUACCCCUUUAAGGGCUUUGCUCUGAUAGAAGCCAGUUCCUGUACUUCUAAAGCAGUGUUUCCCAAGCAGGGUGCCUCCAGCUGUUGCAAAACUACAACUCCCAGCAUGCCCGGACAGCCAAAGGCUGUCCGGGCAUGCUGGGAGUUGUAGUUUUGCAACAGCUGGAGGCACCCUGCUUGGGAAAUACUGUUCUAGAGGAGCCAGGCUACUACGAGCAGGGGGAAAUACUUAGAAUUGUAAGUUAGAUACGGGUUGUUGCUAUGGUUUUGAAUGAUUUUUUAUUUUUUAGUUUUUUUUUUUAGUUUCUUGCACUAAAAUAUUUACCAAGUAAUAUGGUAACAUUCAAGGACUGCUGGGUAUUUGGAUCAAAAGAUAUGUAAAAUUGAGUAGGUUAGAAAUAAAUGAUCUUCUGGUAUAAUGCUUACCGGUAAUAAUAUAGAACAAGUUAACCCUUUUCCUCUUACAAAUGGAAUAAUUAUUAUUUUUUUGUUAAACUUAUUGGCCCAGAUUUAUCAAACUGUGUAAAACAGAAAACAUUUUGUGAUUUUUUAUUUUUUUUUCCACAGCAACCAAUCACAGCUCCGCUUUCACUUUACCACAGCUUGUUGGCUGAACUGUGAUUGGCUGCGAUUGGCACAGUUUGAUAAAUCUGGGCCAUUGUGUUCAAAAUUAAUUGUAAAAAUUGCUGAUAAAUAUGGAAUGCUUUACUCUGGUCAAUACUUGUUUGUCUACUGUACAUCUCAGGAAUAAAAUAUUUCUUUGUGGUGACUA
Molecule: messenger RNA, 3600 nt
Organism: Hyla sarda
Lineage: Eukaryota; Metazoa; Chordata; Amphibia; Anura; Hylidae
Product: cathepsin D-like
Exons: 9
Coding region: 87-1280 (397 amino acids)
Biological process (GO): proteolysis
Molecular function (GO): aspartic-type endopeptidase activity
Source: RefSeq, a predicted model, not a curated record